AUGGCCAUCAUUCAGUGGUACCAGGCCUGCAUGACCACACUGGUGCUCAUGGUAGAACCUUUGCAGGAAACAUGUUCCUAUCCCAAUUUCUUUCUGCUUGUUGUAGGUGAACUGCUCCUGCUUUCAAGUGUGAUUAUCCUGCUCCAGGUGGUAUGCGGCUGCCCAGAGAAGUGCCGCUGUCACUCAUCUUCAAAUUCUGUAGACUGCAGCCAGCAGGGGCUGGCUGAAAUCCCUUCUGAUUUGCCUCCUCAGACUCAAACGCUGCACUUACAAGAUAACCAGAUACACCAGCUUCCUGCUUUUGCAUUUAGGUCAGUGCCACAGCUCACGACCUUGAACUUGUGCAACAAUUCCCUUUCAGAUCUGGCCCCCGGAGCAUUCAAUGGACUUCAGCACUUGCAGGUCUUAAAUCUAACCCAGAACUCCCUGCAUUCCCUGGAAAGCAGGCUUUUCCAUUCCCUCCCACAGCUGAGGGAGCUCGAUUUGUCAUCAAACAACAUAAGCCACCUUCCCACAUCCCUGGGCGAGCCUUGGGAGAACCUAAGCGUAUUUGCAGUUCAACAAAACCAGCUUCAGCAGCUUGAUCGAGUGCUCCUGGAAUCCAUGCCCAGUGUGAGGCUUUUACUUCUCAAGGACAACCUCUGGCAAUGCAAUUGCCACUUGCUGGGCCUUAAACUCUGGCUGGAGAAAUUUAUCUAUAAAGGGGGAAUAACGGAUGGUGUCAUCUGUGCGUCACCAGACACCUGGAAAGGAAAGGACCUCCUGAAAAUCCCUCACGAGCUGUACCAGCCUUGCCCUUUUCCUUCUCCAGAUCGGGAGUCCUCGAUGGUGCAGCAGCCAGGUUCUGCCCACCGGGCCGUCCCGAGGCCUCCUGAGAGCCAUAGCGCAGAGUGUGAGCUCAAACCCAAGCCGAGGCCAGCCAAUCUGCGUCACGCCAUGGCCACUGUCAUCAUCACUGGGAUUGUGUGCGGGGUCGUGUGUCUCAUGAUGUUGGCGGCUGCCAUCUACGGCUGCACCUAUGCAGCUAUUACAGCCAAAUACCCUGGGGGACCCUUGGCUCAAACUGAUAAGCCUGUGAAGAUAGAAGGGAAAGAGCUGUUUGACAGCUCACCAGCCUGAGAGCUUUCAUCUCAAAUAGCAACAAUCAUUUUA
Molecule: messenger RNA, 1152 nt
Organism: Diceros bicornis minor
Lineage: Eukaryota; Metazoa; Chordata; Mammalia; Perissodactyla; Rhinocerotidae
Gene: LRTM1
Product: leucine rich repeats and transmembrane domains 1
Exons: 3
Coding region: 1-1119 (372 amino acids)
Cellular component (GO): extracellular matrix
Molecular function (GO): protein binding
Source: RefSeq, a predicted model, not a curated record